Messenger RNA from Propithecus coquereli (Coquerel's sifaka), 8442 nucleotides. RefSeq names its product kinesin family member 13B (gene KIF13B). Gene Ontology annotation, biological process: microtubule-based movement; regulation of protein localization. Bases 1 to 5217 code for a protein of 1738 amino acids. The record is from RefSeq and is a predicted model, not a curated record. Gene Ontology annotation, cellular component: adherens junction. The transcript is spliced from 37 exons. Lineage: Eukaryota; Metazoa; Chordata; Mammalia; Primates; Indriidae. Gene Ontology annotation, molecular function: microtubule motor activity; ATP binding; cell adhesion molecule binding.
AUGGGGGACUCUAAAGUGAAAGUGGCGGUGCGGAUCCGGCCGAUGAACCGACGAGAACUUGACUUGCAUACCAGAUGUGUGGUGGACGUUGAUGCAAACAAGGUUAUUCUUAAUCCUGUAAACACUAAUCUUUCCAAAGGAGAUGCCCGAUGGGCUGUGUCAGAUGAUUUUGUGCUGACCCUGGAAGCGGAGAGGACAGGUGACAGAGACAGCGCCCGGCGUGAUGCUUUGCGUCAAGAUGAUGUUUUCAAGUGCCUUGGGGAGAAUAUCCUUCAGAAUGCUUUUGAUGGCUAUAAUGCAUGUAUUUUUGCCUACGGACAGACUGGGUCUGGAAAGUCUUAUACCAUGAUGGGCACAGCUGACCAACCUGGACUAAUCCCAAGACUUUGUAGUGGGCUCUUCGAACGAACUCAAAAAGAAGAAAAUGAGGAGCAGAGUUUCAAAGUAGAAGUGUCCUACAUGGAAAUUUAUAAUGAAAAAGUCCGAGACCUCCUUGAUCCCAAAGGAAGCCGUCAGACGUUGAAAGUCAGAGAACACAGUGUGUUGGGACCCUAUGUCGAUGGACUUUCUAAACUGGCUGUCACAAGCUACAAGGAUAUUGAGUCUUUGAUGUCCGAGGGUAACAAAUCUCGCACGGUUGCUGCCACCAACAUGAAUGAGGAGAGUAGCCGAUCCCAUGCGGUUUUCAAAAUCACUCUCACACAUACUCUCUAUGAUGUGAAGUCUGGGACAUCUGGGGAGAAAGUGGGCAAACUGAGCUUGGUCGAUUUAGCCGGCAGUGAACGAGCGACAAAAACUGGAGCUGCCGGCGACAGGCUGAAGGAAGGCAGCAACAUCAACAAGUCCCUCACAACCCUCGGCCUGGUUAUCUCAGCCCUGGCAGAUCAGAGCGCUGGCAAAAACAAGAAUAAGUUUGUUCCCUAUCGCGACUCCGUUCUCACUUGGCUGCUCAAAGACAGUCUUGGGGGCAACAGCAAGACAGCUAUGGUGGCUACGGUGAGCCCGGCGGCUGAUAACUAUGACGAAACCCUCUCAACCCUGCGGUACGCGGAUCGAGCCAAGCACAUCGUUAACCAUGCCGUGGUGAACGAGGAUCCGAACGCGCGGAUUAUCCGGGAUCUCCGUGAAGAAGUUGAGAAACUGCGGGAGCAGCUGACCAAAGCAGAGGCAAUGAAAUCUCCAGAGCUAAAGGACCGGCUGGAAGAAUCUGAAAAGCUAAUUCAGGAAAUGACGGUGACCUGGGAGGAGAAAUUAAGAAAGACGGAGGAGAUCGCACAGGAGAGACAGAAACAGCUCGAGAGCCUUGGAAUAUCUCUGCAGUCUUCCGGAAUCAAAGUUGGGGAUGACAAGUGUUUCCUGGUGAACCUGAACGCUGACCCUGCGCUGAACGAACUCCUGGUGUACUAUCUCAAGGAACAUACAUUGAUAGGGUCAGCAAAUUCCCAAGAUAUCCAACUGUGUGGAAUGGGAAUUCUUCCAGAACAUUGUAUUAUAGACAUCACUCCAGAAGGCCAGGUUAUGCUGACUCCCCAGAAGAAUACCAGAACAUUUGUAAAUGGAUCUUCUGUCUCUAGUCUGACACAGCUGCACCAUGGGGACAGGAUAUUAUGGGGAAACAACCAUUUCUUCAGACUCAAUUUGCCUAAAAAGAAAAAGAAAGCAGAGCGAGAGGAUGAGGAACAGGACACCUCCGGGAAGAACGACAGCAGUUCCGAGCAGCUAGAUGUAGACGGAGACUCCUCCAGUGAGGUGUCCAGUGAAAUCAACUUCAAUUACGAAUACGCCCAGAUGGAGGUGACCAUGAAGGCCCUGGGCAGUAACGAUCCAAUGCAGUCGAUACUGAAUAGCCUAGAACAGCAGCACGAAGAAGAGAAACGGUCUGCACUAGAGCGCCAGAGGCUCAUGUACGAACACGAGCUGGAGCAGCUCCGGAGGCGGCUAUCUCCCGAGAAGCAGAACUGCCGCAGCGGGGACCGCUUUUCCUUGCAGUCGCCCAGCGCUCAGCAGCGCCUGCGGCAGUGGGCUGAGGAGAGAGAAGCAACAUUGAAUAACAGCCUGAUGCGGCUGAGGGAACAAAUUGUCAAAGCCAACCUGCUGGUGCGAGAAGCUAGUUACAUUGCAGAGGAGCUGGAUAAAAGAACAGAGUAUAAAGUUACCCUACAGAUUCCAGCCUCGAGCCUGGAUGCCAACAGGAAGCGAGGUUCUCUUCUCAGUGAACCUGCCAUCCAGGUGAGAAGAAAAGGAAAAGGGAAGCAGAUUUGGUCUUUGGAAAAACUGGACAACAGGUUAUUGGAUAUGAGAGACCUUUAUCAGGAGUGGAAAGAGUGUGAAGAAGAUACCCCGGUAAUACGGUCUUACUUCAAGCGUGCUGAUCCGUUCUACGACGAGCAGGAAAACCACAGUCUCAUUGGGGUGGCCAAUGUCUUCCUCGAGUCCCUUUUCUAUGAUGUCAAGUUACAAUACGCCGUCCCUAUCGUCAACCAGAAAGGAGAGGUGGCAGGUCGGCUGCACGUGGAGGUGAUGCGCAUCAGCGGUGACGUUGGGGAGAGACUUGCAGGGGGCGAGGAGGCCGCAGAGGUCUCCUUUGAGAAGGAGACCCAGGAGAACAGACUGGUCUGCAUGGUUAAAAUCCUCCAGGCCACCGGGUUGCCCCAGCAUCUGUCCCACUUUGUGUUCUGCAAAUACAGCUUCUGGGAUGAGCAGGAGCCCCUGAUCGUGGCGCCUGAAGUGGACACCUCCUCCUCCUCCCCCGUCAGCAAGGAGCCUCACUGCAUGGUCGUCUUUGAUCAUUGCAACGAGUUUUCUGUUAACAUCACUGAAGACUUCAUCGAGCAUCUCUCAGAGGGAGCGCUGGCGAUUGAAGUAUAUGGACAUAAAAUGAACGACCCGCGCAAAAACCCGGCCCUGUGGGACUUGGGAAUCAUCCAGGCAAAAACACGGAGUCUUCGGGACAGACUAGAUCGAGAUUUAGAGAGACUUCGUAGAAAAUGGCUAAAUGCGUUAACGAAACGUCAGGAGUACCUGGAUCAGCAGCUACAAAAGCUUGUCAGUAAACGUGAUAAAACAGAGGAUGAUGCUGACCGCGAAGCACAACUUCUAGAGAUGCGGUUGACCCUAACUGAGGAAAGGAAUGCGGUGAUGGUCCCCUCUGCUGGCAGUGGGAUUCCAGGGGCCCCAGCAGAAUGGACACCAGUGCCUGGGAUGGAAACCCACAUUCCUGUUAUAUUCCUUGACUUAAAUGCUGAUGAUUUCAGCUCUCAGGAUAAUCUCGAUGACCCAGAAGCUGGCGGGUGGGAUGCUACCCUGACGGGGGAAGAGGAAGAGGAGUUCUUUGAGUUGCAGAUUGUAAAACAUCAUGAAGGAGAGGUUAAAGCAGAAGCCUCCUGGGACUCCGCGGUGCACGACUGCCCCCAGCUCAGCAAGGGCACGCCCGGCGACGAGCGGGUGUUUCUGAUCGUGCGCGUCACCGUGCAGCUCAGCCACCCCGCCGACAUGCAGCUGGUGUUACGCAAGAGAAUCUGCGUCCACGUUCACGGCCGGCAGGGUUUUGCUCAGAGUCUCCUAAAAAAGAUGUCUCAUCGAAGUUCUAUUCCUGGCUGUGGAGUGACUUUUGAAAUUGUCUCCAAUAUUCCAGAGGAUGCACAGGGCGUGGAGGAGCGAGAAGCGCUCGCGAGGAUGGCCGCCAACGUGGAGAACCCGGCGUCGGCCGACGCCGAGGCUCACAUCGAGAAGUACCUGCGCAGCGUGCUGGCCGUGGAAAACCUGCUCACCCUGGACCGCCUCCGCCAGGAAGUUGCGGUGAAGGAACAGUUAACAGGAAAAGGGAAGUUGAAUAGGAGGAGCAUUAGCUCUCCAAAUGUGAACAGAUGGUCUGGAAGCCGACAAGAUCUCAUCCCAUCAUACAGUCUAGGCAGCAACAAAGGCCGGUGGGAAAGUCAGCAGGACGUAUCCCAGACGACAGUGUCCAGUGGAGUGGCUCCAGUCCCCCCUGUCCUGCCUGUUUGUCCCCAAAAUAACCAUUCUCCGGAUCCAGGACACAGUAGCUUAGCAGCCUCCUACUUGAAUCCAGUGAAGUCCUUGGUGCCACAGAUGCCAAAGCUCCUGAAGUCUCUCUUUCCUGUGCGGGACGACAAGAGGGGCAAACGGCCAUCUCCCCUGACACACCAGCCCGUGCCCCGCAUCAUGGUGCAGUCUGCCUUCCCGGACGCCGGGGUGACCAGGAUGGAGGAGGCUCAGCCAGAGAGCGUGGGUGCUGGCGCGGCCCCCGAGGUGCUGGUGCAGGUGGCGGCCCCCGCAGUGAGGAUCUGCGACAAGCCAGCUAAAGUGCCUUCCCCGCCGCCGGUCUCCGCGGCCACCCCGAGCCCGGAGGGGCAGGACGGGCCCCCCAGCCCCCUGAGCGAGGCCUCGAGCGGGUACUUCUCCCACAGCGUCUCCAUCGCCACGCUGUCCGACGCCCUUGGCCCCGGCCUGGACACCGCGGCCCCGGCGGGGGGCCCCGCGCCCGGCGGCCAGGCCGAGACCCCGCUGCCGUCUGCUGCCUCGGGGGCGCAGAGUGUGCCGGCCGCCCGGCUGGACGGCCCGAGCCCCGCAGCCCCGACGCCCGAGGCCCAGGCCACGCCCGCCGCCCGGCUGGGCCCGGAGCCCGCGCCCGCCUCCCCGUUCCGCGUGCGCAGGGUGCGCACGGCCGAGCUGCAGUCCUUCUCGCGCAUGCUCGGCGCCGACGCCGGCCCCGCCGCCGCGGCCCACGGGGACCUGCUGGUCGCUGGGGCCCAGGCCCCGGGCAGGCCGGACGUUGCGUCGGAUUCCGAGGAAGGCGACGAAGUCCCCGAGUGGCUCAAAGAGGGGGAGUACGUCGCCGUGGGCACCAACAAGCUGGGCAUCGUGAGAUACGUCGGGCCCACGGACUUCCAGGAGGGGACGUGGGUCGGCGUGGAGCUGGACUUGCCCGCAGGGAAGAACGACGGCUCGGUCGGCGGGAAGCAGUACUUCCGCUGCAGCCCCGGCUACGGGCUGCUGGUGAGGCCCGGCCGGGUGCGCAGGGCCACGGGUGCCGCGAGGAGGCGCAGCGCGGGGAUCAGGCUGCAGGGCGCCUCCGAGGCUCGCCGGAGCGCCACCCUGUCAGGCUCCGCCACCAACCUGGCCUCACUGACGGCUGCCCUGGCCAAGGCUGACAGGAGCCACAAGAACCCCGAGAACCGGAAAUCCUGGGCCAGCUGAGCCGGCUGCCCCAGGAGCACUGUGCCGGGAGCCCUGUGGUGACAGUGGGGAGCCUGGCACCCACAGGCCCCUCCUGGCUGGGUAGCAGAUGCUUUUUGCACAUCGCAGGGCUGGUGACCUCCCCGUUUCCCCCGUCCUCCCUGGGCCUCUGGAAGCUUUAUCUCCUCUCUACCCAGAGGAUGAGGGGGCACCUCGGCCUCCCCAGGUGGGGAUCGCAGGUUCCAGGCGCCCACAGGGGUCGUGGGAUUGUGGGAGUGAGGCCCCAGGUGGCACAAGGCCUGGCCACCUCCCUGCGUGCCUGUGCCUAGAGCUUUCAUUUCUCUUUCCUAUUUGUCUGUUCUGGUGACCCGAGGAAUGUCGUCAUUUAAACCUUAACCUUAACUAGUGCCUUUCCUCCUCCUGCGGAGGGCAAGCCCACCCUGACCUCCUGGCUGGCGCCUCAGGCCCCCAGUAACAGUCCCCUAAGUGCCUCUGGCCUCCGGGCCAUGGCCCCGUGUGCCCCGAGUGGGGGCUGUGGCCUGCGCCCCGCUCCUGCCGCGCUCCUCUGACAGGGUUUCUUAGAGUUUCUUCGCGGGUGUUCUGUUGUCUUUACACCUAGAAAGUCUUUUCUGUUUGCCAUUUAUUCCCUUAACAGAAUGCUUGGAAUAUAUUUAUUUAUAUUUAUUUUUUCAAAAUCAGAAAUCAUUUGCAAAGCCACAAUCGUCUGCCUGGGCGCGGGUGGCCCAGGGCCUGCCGUGCACGUCACCAGCCUCUGUCGCCGCUCGGGAGCUGCCAUCUCCUGCCCUGAGUGGAGGUUCCUGGGGCAGCCAGCGGACGGAGCCCCGUCCUCCUGUCCCUCUGCUGCAGGUGCGCACGGCCUUGCUCUGACUUAGAUGAAAGCAAACGCUUGGGGAGUCACGUUGCUGUGCUUCCGUAGUCAGUGACGAAGCUAGAGGCACUCACUACUUUAUUUGGUGCAACUGUGGUUUCUGGGAAGGUGCUCAGUCCAUUUUAGCUUCUUGGCAAUUCCCAAGCCCUGACCCCCUCCCCCCACCUGGGGAACGAGGCUCGUGGAGGGAGAGCCCGCCCUGGUUUUCCCUUGAUCCUCGCAGCAGCCAUGAGCAGGCCCGCCAGGCGCCCGGGCUCUCUGCGAAAGGCGCUGGCUGGACAACAGGGAGCAGCCAGGGUGUCCCCUACCACCUUGCUGGGGUGCCUCUGGGCCUGGGGCCUGUGGCACCAGCCUUCAGGUGGGGUCAGGGUCUGUGUGUGGAAGGCAGGGGAGCGUGGCAGAGGACACACCCUGACAGUCCUGGGCCGCCCCCUGCCACAGUGCUGGGGACAGGAGCCUUGCUUGAGGAUUCGCACAGGUACUCUUGGCACCCAUUUCUGGUCCUCAUGUUGAGACGGCGCUAGAAAGCUCUGCUGAGGAAUCUCUGGUUCUCUGCGGACUUGACGCUCCUCUCAAGGAGGACGGCUGGGCUCCCUGUCUCUGGCUGGGGCUGCCAGCCUGGUGGCCCCUGAGAACACUACAGUGUCACCCCAGCACCUGCAGCCCCCAGCCGGCUCAGGAGCAGACAGGAGCCCCUGCUCGGUGUCAUGAGUCUAGCCUUAUGUGCACUCGAGACUUCUUUCUGUCCAGAAUCGAGCCAGAGGCUGGUCCUGGCCGCCGCCAGGAGGGGUGGUCUCCCUGGCAGGCCCCACGGCUGCCUUGGGUGCCCUGCGCUGCACAGCCCCUGGCUGGGAGUGGGUGUCUUUCCCUUUCCCCAGUUGCAGGGCCAGACACAAGGGGCCCGGCAGGAAGGAUGGUGCUCCAGCCCAGUCUGGGACAGUGCCACCCUGGUGCCCCAUCAGCUCCGCCCCCACAGAUGUCCCUGACCCACGAGGGCGGAUGAGGCAGCCUCCCAAAGACAGCACCGCGGGAGGGUCUGGCAGGGGUGCGUGUGUUGCUGUCCUGCCUCCUUUCUUCUGCACUGUGACCGGCAUGAGCCUCAGGGCUGGAGGGAGGCACUGACCGAAGGACCCACUGCAAGAUGCGCGUGGGGUCACUGUUGCCGUCCGCCGCCCGCCUGGGCGGCCCGGAUCCGCUCCAGGCCUGCUCUGCUAGAUGACUAGCGGGGCUGUUGGAGGGCAGCUGCCCCGCCUGUCUUCCCGCUCUCUGGUGCAGACUGAUGGGAACUUGCAGCCAGGAAAGGAGGGACGUCACUACAGCGGUAAGCCCCGCCAGUCUUGGCGCGGUGUUCAGCGGGCGGCAGGUGCGGUCUGGAGGGUGGGCUGGGCGCCGUUUCCUCCGUCUUCCCUGCUGCCUCACUGAUCCACAGACCUGACUUAGCGUGUCUGCUCUGGGACUUUCUUGACCCCAUUCUUGGCCCCAGGCUUACAGCAGCUCGGGGACACUUCCUGGGGCCUCUGCCUCCCACUCUGCAUGCCCAGGGCCACCACCGGCCCUGCCACCUCCCGUGCGGCCCUCAGGCCCUCAUGAAGGACAGAGGCCGCAAGGGUAGAAAGGCCUGUUCCCACCCCGAGGACUGUGUCGGGCCAUGGGGGUGGGGGGCAGGGGAUGGGCGUGUAAGCAGCAUCCCUGGUGCCCAGGCCUGACUGGGGGGGCAGCAGGGCAGCAGUGAGGAGGGGGAGGCAUUUGGGGCCCACCAGGUCGGGCCUGGUGUGUUCAGUGAGAGAACUGAGCCGGGAACGUGACUGCCGUAGCGUCCAAAAGGCUUAGGUGUCCCCCCUGUCCCACCCCCCCGCCACUACUCCCCGGCAUUUCCUCUUGCCUUAAAAGCUCCCUGAAUGUGACGUGGUCCAGAAGUCCUGAGCGUGUGUUUCUUUUCCUCGCUGAGACUUGCCCUGCCUGUGUGCACGUGUGUGCUUGGUGGUGAGGCCCCCAGGGGCCGGCUGGAUGGGAGUGUCCGACUGCAGUGCCUUAGCUCCGGGGACUGGCGUGUGGCCUGGGCUUCACGCCUGUCACCGGCCGGUUGUACCCAAAAGCAUCUUUCUCUCAGAAAAGUCUCUGGUGCCUUCCUGGUGGGCUGCUGACACUACUGGUGUUGGGAGGGUCUUAGGAUGUCUGUGUGGAUUUUUGUAAAUACGAUGGGUUCACAUUCAAAGAAGUGACUUUGAUUCCGGGAUUAUAUUGAUUUGGAAUCCAAAGACUGUGUAAUGAACUGUAAAGACUUUAAUGAUUUGUGUUGUAUAAUGAACUAAACCACUGUAAUUGUGUACCAUAUAUGCCUUUCCAUCAAAUGACCA